Molecule: messenger RNA, 309 nt
Organism: Triticum turgidum subsp. durum (durum wheat)
Lineage: Eukaryota; Viridiplantae; Streptophyta; Magnoliopsida; Poales; Poaceae
Source: the annotation of a GenBank genome assembly
AUGAAAGGUGAGCUCCUCGUUGGAAUCUUCGGCAGCCUUGACUCCGGGAACAAGCUCUACUCGAGGGUGGUGAGCGCCGGAGAGACGUUCCUCAUCCCGCGGGGCCUCAUGCACUUCCAGUUCAACGUCGGUAAGACCGAGGCCUCCAUGGUCGUCUCCUUCAACAGCCAGAACCCCGGCAUCGUCUUCGUGCCACUCACGCUCUUCGGCUCCAACCCGCCCAUCCCGACGCCGGUGCUCACCAAGGCGCUCCGGGUAGAGGCCGGGGUCGUGGAACUUCUCAAGUCCAAGUUUGCCGCUGGGUUUUAA